This is a messenger RNA of Penicillium daleae, 489 nucleotides long. RefSeq lists its product as uncharacterized. NCBI's taxonomy places the organism in Eukaryota, Fungi, Ascomycota, Eurotiomycetes, Eurotiales, Aspergillaceae. The transcript is spliced from 2 exons. The coding region runs from base 1 to 489 and encodes 162 amino acids. The record is from RefSeq and is a predicted model, not a curated record. Gene Ontology annotation, molecular function: L-pipecolate oxidase activity; proline dehydrogenase activity; flavin adenine dinucleotide binding.
AUGGCAAUCCACGGAUGGGGCUAUACCCGUGCACCAACUGCGGAGGAUCUUGUUACUAACCAGGCAAAUAUUUCUACGCCGCCAUUGAUUCCUCCCCGAGAGCGUCGCAACUUUGUCCCGGCUGACGGAGAAGCCCGUCUAAGGGAGGGUCUCCGAGAGAUUCUUCCUGAGCCUGGUGACAGGCCCUUUGAGAAGCUAGCCAUGUGCUGGUACACAGACACCCCGAGUGCAAACUUUGUCAUGGAUUGGCAUCCCGACUAUUCGAAUCUGUUCAUUGGAGGCGCUGGCAGUGGGCAUGCAUUCAAGUUCUUGCCGGUCCUUGGUAACUAUAUGUCAUUGGCUCUGAAAGGACGCCUGCCUGCCAAACUGGCUCAGAAGUGGCGUCUUCGAAAGGACUACGCGACUGAGAAUGAUACGUUCAAGGGAGAUGGUAGCCGUGGUGGGCCGAUCAGACGAGAACUAGAGCCUCAGGAAAGGGCAAAACUAUAA